CUGUCAGCACUCCUCUGUAGAGGAGGUAAGAACGUUAUAACUGAAGUGAACUUUUAAGCGAACGCAGAAACAAUUCAACAUAGUCGCUUGCCGCCCAACUAAACGGACGUUUGGCUACUUCGGACCUUCAGAUUGUCUCCUUUGACCAUGGAACCAGCCCGGAUAUUUCCGUGUGUCCUGUCCGUGUUUAUGUCGCUAAUCUUGGACAGGUUCGCGGUGCUCGCUGCCUUUUCCCAGGCUGCGGACAGCGACUUUACAUUCACUCUGCCUCCAGGUCGAAAAGAGUGUUUCUACCAAACCAUGAAGGAAGAUGCCUCUCUGGAGAUUGAAUACCAGGUGUUAGAUGGAGCAGGUCUGGAUGUAGAUUUCUUCAUUUCCUCUCCCUCUGGUCAUCUGCUGUUCAAUGACUACCGCAAGUCAGACGGCGUCCACACUGUAGAAGCUUUGGAGAUGGGAGACUACAUGUUCUGCUUUGACAACACGUUUAGUACCAUCUCUGAGAAGCUCAUCUUCUUUGAAUUGAUCCUGGACAACAUGGACAUGGCGGAAGACCCAGACGACUGGAAGGAGUACAUCCAUGGGACGGAUAUGUUGGACAUGAAGCUGGAAGACAUCAUGGACACCAUCAACAAUGUGAAGUCUCGCCUGGGCAAAAGCGUGCAGAUCCAGACGGUGCUGCGAGCGUUCGAGGCUCGCGACCGAAACCUCCAGGAGAGUAACUUUGACAGGGUGAACCUCUGGUCCGUGGUCAAUCUCUUUGUGAUGGUGAUCGUGUCAGCGGUUCAGGUCUACCUGGUCCGCUCCUUGUUUGAAGAUAAAAGAAAAAAUCGCACAUAAUAUCACUGAAAACAGAAGGACAAUGAACAAGAAACUAACAUGCUUUAAUACAGAAACUUUAGCGUUUUUCUUUCUUUUUUUUUUAUUAUUAUUAUUUUUUUUGCCUUUUUUGGGUUCAAGAGGUUUCCAACGGGUCUAUGCAGACACCGUCAGCGACAUUCAGGCACAAUCGCCACAGCUGCUGCUUCAGUUUUCAGUCCUCCAGAGUUUGAACUGGUCAGCCUUUCAGCUCUACAUCCAUUGUUUAUUUUCAUUUAACUAUAAAUAAUCUCUUUAAUGUUGUGUAUUGUAAAAUCUUUUCUAGCUGCUGGAGAAGUAUCAAACAUGUCGAUGGUGCAAAUAUUCUUGUAACACAGCUUGAUGUUGCAAAAUACAAAAUGUUCUUUUUGUUCUUUGGACAAGUUUUUCUCUUGCGUUAAGCUGAAGUAGAUAAAGAAAAUGUUUACUAUCAGGAUAAUUUGUUUUUGCCAAGCAGGAGGAGAAGGUGCAGCCAAACUGGUGUUACGUGUUCCCUUUAUGCUACUUGUGCUUAAACAUGUACUGUUGUAUUGUUAGCUGUUAUCUUUUUGUCAUAGUUUGAGGCCUUUAAAACAUGCAUGUUGUUACAGUUAGUAAUAAUCAGGAGUGUGUGUGUGUGUGUGUGUGUGUGAGGCUGUGCUGGCUUUGUGGCCUGAGUGGCUGCUGGCACCACAACCCUCCACUGUGAAGGUCCAUGGCUGCUGCUGCUGCUGGGUGUCUGCUUACAGCCCACCUACCAUAUGAAGAUGUUCGACCUGCCUGGCUGUCUCUCUGGUGACAAAAGUCUAUUUCUGACUGACAUCUGGAAGGUCGUUGGCUCUACAGCUGGUCGGUUUAACAUGUUCCAGCCUUACCUGCAUUGACCUUGAGAUCUCUUUUAGAACUACAACUAACAGGAUUUGUCUGCAGGUUUUAAAACCAACGCUACAGAGUGUAACGUCAGAUUAUUGCUCUGCCUCACAUGCCAGAGAAAAUGUUUCUCAUUGGUCUUAAAUUUUGUGCACUGACAUUUUAGAUUACAAAAUAGUUUAAUCAGAAAUGACUUGUCUUGAAGAAGGAGCACUUGUCUAUAUUUUAAUAAUUCACUCGUUGGCUGUUCUCUUGCUGCUGCUGCAUUUGAAUAUGGUUUUAUUUCAUUAUUUUUGACCUGACAGCUGGAACCAGACCAUUCUUUACCUAGGAGUUACUUGUUGCCACCCUCUCACUUAGAGAUAAAGGUCACACCUGUAUCAUUAACUGUACAGAACUUACGUUGGAAGAGAAUUAAACCAAAUAUUUAUGAAUUAA
Messenger RNA from Nothobranchius furzeri (turquoise killifish), 2142 nucleotides. RefSeq names its product transmembrane p24 trafficking protein 5 (gene tmed5). Gene Ontology annotation, cellular component: COPII-coated ER to Golgi transport vesicle; endoplasmic reticulum; Golgi apparatus. Lineage: Eukaryota; Metazoa; Chordata; Actinopteri; Cyprinodontiformes; Nothobranchiidae. Gene Ontology annotation, biological process: Golgi organization; endoplasmic reticulum to Golgi vesicle-mediated transport; intracellular protein transport. The record is from RefSeq and is a predicted model, not a curated record.